GCUACACAACUCUAACUAGUUACACUAUACAGCGCAAUAGGAAUUAGGAAACAGAAGGGGAAGAAAAACCUUUUGAAAAUAACUUAAUUUUCAGCAGGUUUCGAGACACACUUUAAGAGGACAUCAUGACAAAAGAUAGAAGAUUCGACCUACAUCAGACUAGCUCUGGUCGGGGCUUGGAUUACCGACCAGAAUACUAUUUUCCUGCAUCUGAUUUUAAGACUACCAUUCACAAUCCUCUACCACCUGAGCUGGCCAAACAAGAUGAGAUUAUCAAACCAUUCCAAACAACAACAGGACAGACGCAUGAUUACAAAUAUCAUGGAGGAUUGUUGGCUAACCCUCAGCAUCAAAAGGCACCAGGUCACUGGAAUAUUCACUACAAUAAGGAUUUGAGAGAAAAGCUCCAACAAAGAGGCUGGAGAAAACCUCUAACCAUGGGGCAUCAAGAGAGUGAAGCCCAAUCACAGUACAGAGGACACCAAAUGCAGAUGGGUGUAGACUUUGACAACAGGCUUAGUGGCAAUCCUCAGCCAUCUAAUCUUCAAACUCACCAUCAGAACUGCCCUGCACCUGUCCGGGAUAGCAUGCCUAAAUACAAGCCAUCACUUGUCCGGGAUGAUGGCGCCCUUCAACUUCUUGAUAUCUAUGUGCCAACCUCUCACCAUGUACACAAGCGUUUCACUCGUAAUGAACUCGAUGACUACCCAAAGAAAGAUGCUGCCACCUAUUGGCGAUGUGAAGAUUACACACAAGCAUGGGGACAUGGUACAAAGCACAAUCCUCUUCCAAAGGCAGCUGAAGUUCACCAACGUGCUCCAAUGACAGAUGAAAUGGUCUUCAAGACCGCCAUUAAGGAACCUGUACGUUGGCCAGAACAAUUCAAGCGUGUUCCUCACUCCGGUAUAAAGACCACCAUGACCAGUUCUUACAAGACACCAUCAGACCAUAGAAUGAAAGAGCUUUUCUCAUGUCCUGUUGAUACGCCUUGGGUCAUCCCGAAAGCCGGCCCAAUCCAAACAUUCUCUGUACCCAACAUGUACACAACAGAAUACAAAACUUAUGCAAGUGGUAAACCAAUUGCUGUUUGAAGCCGGGAAGUUGUCUAC
Lytechinus pictus (painted urchin) is the source of this 1109-nucleotide messenger RNA. RefSeq names its product stabilizer of axonemal microtubules 3-like. NCBI's taxonomy places the organism in Eukaryota, Metazoa, Echinodermata, Echinoidea, Temnopleuroida, Toxopneustidae. The record is from RefSeq and is a predicted model, not a curated record. Bases 126 to 1091 code for a protein of 321 amino acids. The transcript has 5 exons.